This is a messenger RNA of Lasiosphaeria miniovina, 387 nucleotides long. RefSeq lists its product as uncharacterized. NCBI's taxonomy places the organism in Eukaryota, Fungi, Ascomycota, Sordariomycetes, Sordariales, Lasiosphaeriaceae. Bases 1 to 387 code for a protein of 128 amino acids. The transcript has 3 exons. The record is from RefSeq and is a predicted model, not a curated record.
AUGAAGAACGCGGUUCUCGCCAUUUUCUCGCUCGGGGUCGUCGGUUUGGUCUCGGCCCACCCCGUGCCUGCUGGAGGCUUCUACCCCCCGCCCUACGGCAGUGGCAUCCCCGACCCAUUCCUUGGUGGCACUCCCCCCGGAGGGGGUAUUGGCAAGACCGCUACCCAAAUGUGCAACUGCAACAACCCUGCCACAAAGGAGACGUCGGUGCAGCCAUUCUGCGAGCAAGCCGGUGGCCAAGACCAAUUCCGCGUGUUUGAAGGCGUCGAGCCCAUUCAGCAGCAUAUGUGCAUCCUGAGCAGCGCAUUGAGCGACGUCUACUCGAACUCCAAUUGCCAAAAGCAGUUUGGCCCGGACUUCAACGCCUUCUGUGCGAACUACUUGUGA